GGAAACAACUUUCUUUUUUUUUAAAUUAAAACUGAAGAAGAUGAAGAACCCAAAUGCUGUGAAAGGGUUCUAAGAAGGUUUAAAUUCAUAAUAUUUCAGAUUCUGUCUUCCGGGGCUCUGUAACUUGAAUAUAGCGAUUGCAGAUGAAUUUUGGGACAUGAACAUUGUGAAGGAAGACAAAAUUGAACUACUCUGAGGACGUUUUUGAAGGGUUCUUCUCAAAUAGACCUUUUUCCUGCGAUUAGUAGGGCUUCUUCUCAAGUAGCCCUGCUACUCCAAAGGGUAGCACUCCAAUUUCUCUGAAGGGUUCUUCUCAGAAGGAAAGGCAAGACAUCUUUUGGCAUCUAUUUUCCAGAAAAUGGCAAUGAAACCAUCUAAUAACAUCUGGAUUCGACGCCAGCAGUGUCCUUGUGGUGAUUGGAAGUGUUAUAUCAAGUAUGAAGGAGAUGAUCAGACAUCAGCAGCCUCUCAGCUAGUAAAGAGUGAGGCAACUCCAACAUCGUCAUCAUCAGAAGCUGUCUUUACACCUUAUGUGGGUCAAAUAUUCAAGAGUGAUGAUGAUGCUUUUGAAUACUACAGCAACUUUGCUCGGAAGAAUGGAUUUUCAAUAAGAAAAGCGCGCUCAACUGAAAGCCAAAAUUUAGGGAUCUAUAGGCGAGAUUUUGUCUGUUAUCGGUCUGGAUUUAAUCAACCAAGAAAAAAGGCCAAUGUGGAGCAUCCCAGGGACCGAAAAUCAGUGCGAUGUGGAUGCGAUGCUAAACUGUAUUUGACAAAAGAAAUUGUUGAUGGCAUUACUCAAUGGUAUGUUUCACAGUUUAGCAAUGUUCAUAACCAUGAAUUAUUAGAAGAUGACCAAGUACGUUUGCUUCCUGCAUAUCGGAAAAUACAGGAAGCAGACCAGGAGAGAAUUCUUUUACUCUCCAAAGCUGGUUUUCCUGUCAAUCGCAUUGUUAAGGUGUUGGAAUUAGAAAAGGGAGUUCAACCUGGACAAUUGCCAUUUAUUGAGAAAGAUGUUCGGAAUUUUGUUAGAACUUGUAAGAAGACUGUUCAAGAAAAUGAUGCUUUGCUUACUGAGAAAAGAGAAAAUGAUACAUUGGAGCUUCUUGAAGCCUGCAAGUCUAUGACAGAGAGGGAUGCGAAUUUUGUUUAUGAUUACACUACAGAUAAAAACCAUAAGGUUGAAAAUGUUGCAUGGUCAUAUGGAGACUCUGUUCAUGCAUUCAUGGUGUAUGGGGACGUUGUUACUUUUGACACUACCUAUUGUUCUAUCACAUAUGGUUUGCUUCUUGGAGUGUGGUUUGGUAUUGAUAAUCAUGGAAAGGCAAUUUUCUUUGGGUGUGUCUUGCUGCAAGAUGAAAGCUCUGAGUCAUUUACCUGGGCAUUACAGUCUUUCAUUCGAUUUAUGGGAGGGAAGCGUCCACAGACAAUUAUAACAGAUGUAGAUUCAGGCCUUAGAGAUGCUAUAGCUAGGGAAUUACCAGAUACAAGACAUGUUAUCUGUUUAUGGCAUAUUCUUUCCAAAUUAUCAAGUUGGUUUUCUCUACCACUUGGAUCACAAUAUGAAGAUUUCAAAACUGAAUUUGAUAUGCUGUGUCACCUGGAGGGCAUAGAGGAGUUUGAGCAUCAGUGGAGUCUCUUGGUUGCUCGUUUUGGACUUGCCUCAGAUAAGCACAUAGCUCUACUAUUCUCAUAUCGAGCAUCCUGGCCAUUGUCAUAUAUUAGGGGUUACUUUCUUGCUCGUACCAUGACAGCUGAGUUUUCUCAGUCUAUGGAUGCAUUCUUGAAAAGAAUCUUGAGUGGACAGACUUGUUUGCAAGUAUUCUUUGAGCAGGUUGGUCUUACUGCUGACUUCAGGAGUCAUUCCAGAGAAGGGAUGCAAUAUAUGCACAUGAAGACAUGUUUACCAAUUGAAGAACAUGCACGCAAUGUUACUACACCUUAUGCCUUCAAUGUGUUACAACAUGAAAUUGUUCUGUGCAUGCAAUAUGCAACAACAGAAAUGGCAGAUGGAUCAUAUCUAGUGCGGCACUAUAAGAAAAUGGAUGGGGAGUGUCUUGUGUUUUGGAUUCAAGAAGAUGAGCAAAUUCACUGUUCAUGCAAGGAAUUUGAACAUUCUGGAAUGUUGUGUAGACAUUGCCUUAGAGUACUGUUAGUAAAGAACUACUUUCAAAUCCCAGAAAAAUAUAUUCUGCCCCGGUGGCGUUUGGAGAAUUCCUUAGUUCCUUUUGAAGAUCAAACUGCACAAAGCAGCAGUGACGAGUGUGCCCAAGCAUUUCAUUCUCUUGCAUCAGCAUUAUUGACAGAAUCAUUGAUUUCAAAGGAGCGUUAUGGUUAUGUUCAUAGAGAACUUUCCCGAGUCCUUGAUCAUGUUAGGAACAUGCCAAAUUAUGAUGAGUUUGCUUUGAAUAUGACUGCUAACAAUGUCAAUGAAUCUUAGCUCUAUGUUUUCGCGGAAUGGUGGCUAGUAAAUGCAAUGGGAUGCCCAAUGAUCUUGAGAUUUUUGUGACAUUUGGAAGAUGAAAGUGAAAAGGCUCUGAAGGCACCAAAAAGAUAAGUAAUUUGAUGUUAAUAAUAUUGUGGCAUUGAACACCAUACAGAGGCUGUGAAAUACAAUUUGUUCUUUUUGUUCUUUCUAGGCUUCUCUUGAUUCCUGGUUUCCAGGUGGUAACAAUUUUUUCCAUUAAUUUACUCUGUGCUGGGAAAACUUGGCUACUCCCUGAUGUAAAAGGCAUUUUGUUGUAGAUAUCCAACUAUUUAAUUGGGAGGGAGGGAUCACAGAAUUGAGAAGAAAGUAUAUUUCCUUUGAGAGUAAUUUUACCUUGAUAUAAAAGGAUGCUAUACGGUGAGAAAUUCUUGAUACUGCAAUGUUCAAGGAUGAAAAGCAUUCUUCAUCUAUUUCAUCGUGUAGUUCGUUUCCUGGAUGAAAAGCAUCUAGGUUAUUGAACACAAAUGUUCCUGCAUAGUGAUUGUGUUUUCAGAGCCAAAUGGGGUUCUCCAGACUUCUGUAAGCCAAAUUAUAUUUCAAUUAUCCAUCGUUACUGUGAAUUAUUUUGUUGACUAAUAACUAUAUAUUGCUUCAUUUGUGAAUUUGAAUUGCAAUGGGAAUAAAUUAUUUUGUUACCA
This is a messenger RNA of Rubroshorea leprosula, 3123 nucleotides long. NCBI's taxonomy places the organism in Eukaryota, Viridiplantae, Streptophyta, Magnoliopsida, Malvales, Dipterocarpaceae. The record is from the annotation of a GenBank genome assembly.